CCUCAUGCGUCACUCACUGACUCGUGAAUGCAAGGCAUAGACAUUGGCGAGUAUGCUUGAUCCGAACGAUGAUCAACACCAUCACGUGAAUGACGUCUCUGUGAUCGAAUCUUGAAUGGGAAAAAGCGAUGCGCAGACACCAGCAACGGGCUAGGACAACCAAGAUGGUUGGCUUGGCGGACCGACUUGACCUGGCCCAGCGCCCGCGAGUGACGAGCCUAGACCACGAAGCGGGCAUCAUUCAGCAUCGACGAGCACCAUGGCUCAUGUUGUCUCCGUCAAGCAUCUCAAUAGGUCUGAACUUGAAGACGGCCCGCUUCCUGUUCGCUUUCGGUGCCAAUGUCGACCUGCAGUGAUGGACUCGGUGCGGUACACGUGUAACGCACGACGAUGAUGUGAAUGUUCAAGUCAAGCGUCGUGGAAUGAAUCGUGAAAUCACGCAUGG
Molecule: messenger RNA, 445 nt
Organism: Ceraceosorus guamensis
Lineage: Eukaryota; Fungi; Basidiomycota; Exobasidiomycetes; Ceraceosorales; Ceraceosoraceae
Exons: 1
Coding region: 129-356 (75 amino acids)
Source: RefSeq, a predicted model, not a curated record